Pararge aegeria (speckled wood butterfly) is the source of this 2828-nucleotide messenger RNA. RefSeq names its product protein GDAP2 homolog (gene Gdap2). The transcript has 12 exons. The record is from RefSeq and is a predicted model, not a curated record. NCBI's taxonomy places the organism in Eukaryota, Metazoa, Arthropoda, Insecta, Lepidoptera, Nymphalidae. Bases 282 to 1748 code for a protein of 488 amino acids.
UCAAAAUACAUUCUCCCGUAACCCACCUUUGGAAGUAAUUUGAAUUCUUGUUACUGAUCAUCAUCAGAUCACUAAGGUAUAACUUGUACCUACGUUCAGUAGCUAUCCAACCGCAGUGCAGUGCGGACGUGUCGAUCGUACGCGCAACGGAAUACUUAAAUAGUUAUUUUUUUCGUGUGUACACAAUAUUGUGUGUGAGUGAUACGUUUAAGGUUAAAGUUUCACCAUACAAGGCAAUAUACUCUGUCACACUGGAUUUCAUAUUUGAUGAGGGUAGCGUGAUGCGAGCGCCGGCUAACGCCGGCGGGGAGCCGCUGGCGCGCUGGUCGGAGAGCGAGCCUGCGCCCCUCACCGACUACGCGGACAGGGCGCCGCCCCUGCACGCCUACCCCGUCUUCCCCUACGACGACCAGAUCAACGAGCGCUUGGCAAUAUGGCAAGGCGACAUAUCGACGCUAGAAGUGGACGCCAUCACAAACUCGACCGACGAGACUCUGCUGGAAUGUAACGUCAUCAGUGAGAGGAUCCUGCAAUGUGCGGGACCAGACCUCAAAGAGGAGAUCAUCACCAGAGGACUAGAGUGCCGGACGGGCGAGGUGGUGGUGACGAGCGGCUUCGACUUGCGCUGCCGGCACAUCAUCCACACCGUCUGCCCCAAAUACGUGGCCAAGUACCACACCGCCGCCGAGAGCUCGCUACACAACUGCUACAAGAACGUGCUCCACGCGGCACGUGAAGCAGGCGCAAAGAGUCUAGCGCUGUGUUUAGUAAGCGCACCGCGGAAAAACUUCCCUCCAGACGUCGCCGCGCACGUAGCCUUACGCACGGUGCGGCGCUUCCUGGAGCAGCACGCGCGGCCGCGGCUGGUGGCGCUGUGCGCGCGCGGCGCUGAGCUGGGCCCGCUGCGCGCGCUGGCGCCGCUGUACUUCCCGCGCGGCGCGCGCGAGGCCGACGCCGCGCGCUGGCGCCUGCGCGAGCCCGGCGGCGCCGACGGCGAGCCCGCGCACCCCGAGCGCCGCAUCCGCAUCAUCCGCAACCCGCACGAGCACAGCGCCGCCCACGCGGAGGACGACACGUCGCUGUGUGACGAGGACGCGGCGGUGGAGGCGGCGGCGGCCUUCGCGCGCGCCUGCUCGCCCGACACGCAACUACUGCUGCCCGGCAACGCGCCCGCACAGCCCGCGCCGCGGCGGCACUACGACACCGACCAAUACGAGCGUCUCCUCAGACGCGCUCGCAGCGAAGACUUGAGCGAAGUGUCGGGCAUCGGCUGCCUGUACCAGAGCGGAGUAGACCGCCUCGGGAGACCUGUGGUGGUGUUCAUCGGCAAGUGGUUCCCAAUAUCCGACAUCGACUUGGAUAAGGCGCUGUUAUAUCUGAUCAAACUGCUGGACCCGAUCGUGCGCGGCGACUACGUGAUCGCGUACUUCCACACGCUCGCCGCUUCCAACAACCACCCGCCCUUCUCCUGGCUGAAGGAGGUGUACACCGUGCUGCCUUACAAAUAUAAGAAAAAUCUUAAAGCAUUCUACAUUGUUCACCCAACGUUUUGGACUAAAAUGAUGACCUGGUGGUUCACCACGUUCAUGGCGCCCGCGAUCAAGGCCAAGGUGCACACGCUUCCCGGCGUUGAAUACCUCUACUCUGUGAUGGCGCGAGACCAGCUGGAGGUGCCGGCCUUCGUCACGGAGUACGACAUGACGAUAAACGGUCUACAUUACUUCCAACCAGAUACCAACAGUACGUAGGACGCCCCGCGCCGCGCCGCCAUCUUUAACUCUUUCCUCUAUGAUUAUUUUAUACAAUAAGAUAUAGGAUCUAUAUCCGAUAGUAUUUUAAGUUUCCGUGAUUAUUUGUAUCGAAGUGUGGCCGUCGUUUUUAGCGUAGAUUUCCCAUUAUCGCUCUAAUCCAAUUCAAAUAGAGUUGUAAAUAAAACGCGCAAUGAAAAACAAAACGGGAUGAACGAAUUUUAUAUUUUGCAAUUUUUUUUUAACUCUAUUUGAAUAUGUACAGGGGCGAUAUUUUAUAACCCGUGGGAAAAUGUAGGUAAGCGAGCAUGCAAGCGAUGUUUUUGUCUGCGUUGACCCUUACACGCGAGUAACGUUUAAAAAGCUUUACUUAUGAUGUUUUAAUAAUAUAAAAAGUUAUGUGGUAAAAUACAUUAGAAAACACCUAAAAUAAAAAGGUAUUUUCUCUUUGUUUUUAACAAUUUGAAAUGCAGGCAUUACACUUAAAAAGCUAUGUAAAGAUUGUUUAUAUUAUAAGACAGUUGAGAAAAAAUACACUUAUAACGCUUACUUUUUAGUGUAAAGUGUGUUCAAAAAUAGAUUUAACACCCUAUUUACAAUAAACAGUAACGCAGAAAUUGUUCACUUUGUAAGAAAGAUUUGAAAGAUUUUAUAGGAACUGUAUUGCCGUUUCCUAGUUAACUAAAUCGGUGCAGAACCUAUAAUUGUAGCUAUUAACUUCAUUCAUCUAUAUCACAGUUUAAUAAAAAUAAUUUCAAGUUAAAGAAGUAGUUUUUGGAAUGGUGGAAGAAAUGAUAAUAAGGUCAUCAAACCGAUUUGAUACUAUCACACGAAGUUUUGGAGACCUAUUUAUAUGCGGUUUCAAUAAAAAAUGUGUUCAAAGAUAAUACUGCAAUUCAAAAUUAAUUGAUUUUCAAGUAGGCCUAUAAUAAUGCAUAGACUCCACCAAUUUAUAAACUUUAUCUAAGCACACAUAUUAGAAUCCUCAAAACUAUAUUGAAUUAUAAACUUUGAUUCUAAGAUAUAAAUAAAUAAAUAAAUAUACUGCGACAAUACACACAUCGCCAUGUAGGCCCAAAG